CCGCUUCACGUACAGUCAGGUCCGAAAGUGCAGCCGUUGUGCGGCGAGGAAUCACCGAAUUGGCACACUCCGAUCGCCGAAUUACGCGUGGGGCGUCAUGAGAAACUUGUCGGGCGUAAAAAACUAACACGAUUUGGUGUAUAUAGUAUUCGUCUUAGUGCGAUCGUUGUCGAGUUAUUCGCGUUCACAGCGGCGGAUCGCGAGCGCGUAUCGGAACACUGUCGGCACAGACUGUACCAACGGACGCUACGGGAGUCCGUAGCCGGUGUAGGCUCAGUUGGCAGCAGCACGCACACCGAGUAGCAUCUACCAUGGCUGAUAUCUCGAAGGAAGAACUACGCAAGGAGAUCACCGCCAUCCUCAAGGAUGCUGACCUCACUACAAUGUCUGCUAAGAAAGUGAGACAACAAAUCGAAGAAAAACUCGAUGUUGAUCUUAUAGAAAGGAAAAAGGAGGUGGAUGAUUUAGUCAUGGAAUGUCUUCAAGAAAAACAGGACGGAGGAAAGAAAAAGAAGAAGGCUGCCAGUGAAGAGUCUGAAGAUGGUGAGGAGGAGGAAGAAGAAGGCUCUGAAGAGGAGGAGGAAGAAGAAGAAAAAAAACCAGCUAAGCGAAAUCCCGCUAAGAAGACUCCUAAUAAACGCAAGAAGGGAUCUUCCGAUGAUGAGGAAAGCGCUAGUGAUGAUGAUGCUAGUGACGAAGAAUACAGUCCAAAGAAACCUAAAGUUGCACCUAAAAAAAAUAAACCUGGAAAGAAGGGAAAGAAGAAGGGCAGUGACAGUGACAGUGACGAGGACUGGGGUAAAAACAAAAAAGCUCCCGGAAGCGCAGCAAAGAAAAGUGGUGGUGGCGGCGGCAAAGGCAAAGGAGGUGGUUACACACGCGCUCUUACACUGUCUCCAGAACUAGCCGCGGUUGUUGGCGCAGAACAAAUGGCUCGGCAUGAAGUUGUAAGGAAAAUGUGGAGUAUCAUUAAAGAAAGGAAUCUUUAUGACCCUAAGAAUAAACAGUUUGCAAUUUGUGAUGAGGAAUUAAUGAAGAUAAUCGGCGUAAAGCGUUUCAGAACUUUCGGUAUGAUGAAAUACCUCAAAAAUCACUUUAUAGAUUAAAUCAUUCUUCAAUCCCGAUCUCCGACAAGUUAUAUACAUAUUAUAUAUAUAACAUAUUCCAGGGUGCGUCUUGUGCACCUCUCAUCUUUCUCACACGAUACAUACAUAUACAUGAAACACAAAGGUAUUUCUUGCGACUUAAGACUUUAGACCAUGUUUACACCAUUCCGACGUAUUCUGUCGCCCAUUGUAACCACUUUGUCCCAUUGGUGACUGCAAUAUAUAUUGAUGAUCCUACAGGCAUUGUUAUAGGUAUGGCUUCCAACAAAUUUGUUGGAAAUAACAGGUUUGAUUUGUUCAGAUAAUCUUUAACAAAUAUUUCUAGAAUGGCUAUAUUUGACUUUGGGACAAUUGUUACCAUGGACGUUCGGAUGAUUUCGAAAUGCGAACGACAUAACGAUGGCCAAUAGUCAAUAAGCUGGUUUUAAGUCAUCUAAUUCAAAAUAAAUGUUAUAUCAUUUGUAUGAUCGUCAUUAAUAACAAUAUCUUACUCCUAACGCAGUAACAUGCUGAGUCAUUAUAAUGGCAUUAUUGAAAGAUAAAUGAAAAAUAAAAUUUAAAUUUGAAAGUAAUUCUUUUCAGAUUUGAAAGCUUUAAUUUUAAUCUGUGACAUUUCAAUUUGUAUUGGCGAUAUAGUUGCUUUCAAUAUUCUUCAAGUAUUUAAGAAAUAUUUUUUUUAUUUUAUUAUUGAUGUUAAUUAUCUUUUAACGUGAAAACUUUUCAAGUCAGUACCAGACUAUGCACCAUAUCCUGUUUAUAAUUUGCUGUUCGCCAUUUGUAUGAGAUUAGUGAGUAAUGUGCACAGACGGAUUCGCGAAAAGUAUGCAUGCAUUUGUCAUUUGUGCUGAUUUAUCAGCAAAAUGAUUUUAUAAAAUCUAAGAGCGUGAAUUGUUGCGAAUCAAUUUGUAUUGUUUAUAUUAUGAAGAGAUACAAUAAUCUCUCGUGCCAAGUAUAUAGAGUUACGCUAUACGAUCCGCAAAUUUUCAAACUGAUUUAUACGGCGAAUGAUAAAUUUUUGUAAUUCUAUAAAUUAUGCAUAGUCUGGUACUUAUUUUAUGAUUUUGUCAUUUGUUUGUAUUGAAAAUACAACUUUUUUGUAUUGAAAAUAUUUCUUCUGAAAAAUGGAUAUAAUAAAAGACAGGUUUUGCCUCAAAAACGAUAAAAUUUUAAGCGGACGUUUAAACAAAAAUAAAGAGAGAAGCUAUGUGGAAAUUUAACAUCCUGUACCUCUUCUGUAUAAUAGCUACAUUAUACACAUGCAAAUGUAAGCAAAGUUUAAUUGUAUUAUCGUGUAAUUACUAAUUAUUGUCGUAAUAUAGGUUUCUUGGUGUAAAAAUUGAAUCUAACGUUUAAGAUCUAAUGGUAAAACAAUAUAUUCAUUGAAAGGUAUCUUAUAAGCAUAUUAAAUGAUUAAAGUCACAGUGCAGCGACCACUGGCUGUUGAAGUGUAGGAAAUAAAAUAAUGGGCUCACGAAGCGGGGUGCGGAAUCUUAAUCGCGUACAUUUGUCCGAGCUUCGACACAUGUAAAAUUCGUGUAUUUUGAAUAUAAAUUAAAGAAAUGCUGGCCUAAGUCAUGAGAAAAGCCACACGAAUGAGAUCAUGCAAUUUAUGGUAGCGAAAGCAUUACAUACAUGGGAAAUGCUAUGCGUAUGAAAUUUAAGAUACACAAACUUGUUUCUCUAAAAAAAGGAAGGACUAUUUAACUGUAAUGUUCCGUGAAAUGUAUUUGGAAGUGUCAUUAAAAAGUAUUGCUUUCAUUUUUUUUUAA
Solenopsis invicta (red fire ant) is the source of this 2875-nucleotide messenger RNA. It is a transcript of the gene Non2, whose product is annotated as upstream activation factor subunit spp27. The transcript is spliced from 5 exons. Lineage: Eukaryota; Metazoa; Arthropoda; Insecta; Hymenoptera; Formicidae. The record is from RefSeq and is a predicted model, not a curated record. Gene Ontology annotation, cellular component: nucleus. Bases 312 to 1106 code for a protein of 264 amino acids.